Messenger RNA from Suncus etruscus (white-toothed pygmy shrew), 1128 nucleotides. It is a transcript of the gene GPR18, whose product is annotated as G protein-coupled receptor 18. Gene Ontology annotation, molecular function: G protein-coupled receptor activity. The transcript is spliced from 2 exons. The record is from RefSeq and is a predicted model, not a curated record. Gene Ontology annotation, biological process: phospholipase C-activating G protein-coupled receptor signaling pathway; positive regulation of Rho protein signal transduction. Lineage: Eukaryota; Metazoa; Chordata; Mammalia; Eulipotyphla; Soricidae. Gene Ontology annotation, cellular component: membrane. Bases 127 to 1128 code for a protein of 333 amino acids.
UUCACACGAGUCACUCGAAGAGCUCUCUCUUCCACAGAAUGGAGCAACUCCCCCAAAUGUCCCACUUGGAGCCAGAGGUUUGACAACGAGGAGGUGCCCCACGUCCUGCCCGUGGCCAGCCCGGACAUGACAGCCCCACACAACAGGUCACAUGCGGGCCUUUCUCCGCACCUGGAGUCCUACGAGUACCGCAUCGCCGCCCUGGUCUUCUACGGCUGCAUCCUGGUGGUGGGGCUAUUCGUCAACACCACGGCCCUGUGGGUGUUCAGCUGCAGCACCAAGAAGCGGACCACGGUGACCGUGUACAUGAUGAACGUGGCCCUGCUCGACCUGGUCUUCCUGGUCAGCCUGCCCUUCCGCAUGGUCUACUAUGCCCGGGGCCAGUGGCCCUUCGGGGAGCGCUUCUGCCAGGCCCUGGGGGCCCUCACAGUGCUGUACCCCAGCGUGGCGCUCUGGCUGUUGGCCUUCAUCAGCGCCGACCGCUACAUGGCCAUUGUGCAGCCCAAGCAUGCCAAGGAGCUGAGGAACACGGGCAAGGCCAUGCUGGCGUGCGCGGGAGUCUGGGCAAUGACCCUGGCCAUCACCAUCCCGCUCCUGCUGCUAGAUCGGGACCCUGAGCCACCGGGACCUAGCCCGGCCACCUGCCGGCACCUGUCGAGCCUGGUCCACACGCGGGCGGCCGAUGUGCUCAACUUCACGCGGCUCAUCUUCUUCUUCCUUACGCCACUGUGCAUCAUGAUCGGCUGCUACCUGGUGAUCGUGCACAGCCUGCUGAGGGGCCGCACGUCCAAGCUGAAGCCCAAGGUCAAGGAGAAGUCCAUCCGCAUCAUCGUCACGCUGGUGCUGCAGGUGCUGGUCUGCUUCACGCCUUUCCACAUCUGCUUCGCGCUCCUCAUGCUGGCAGGUGGCGACAACGGCGGCCUGGGCCCCUGGGGGACCUUCACCACCUUCCUCAUGAACCUCAGCACCUGCCUGGACGUCAUCCUCUACUACAUUGUCUCCAAGCAGUUCCAGGCUCGUGUCAUCAGCGUCAUGCUGUAUCGCAACUACCUGCGAAGCGUGAGGAGGAAGAGCUUCCGCUCGGGCAGCCUCAGGUCCCUGAGCAACGUCAACAGUGAGAUGCUCUGA